AUGUUUAAAACGUCAACCUUGUAUGAUCAAAUACACUACCAGACAACAAAUAAUUUAACUCCAAUACGAGAUUAUAAAAAUGAUUAUUUCCACGGAGAAGAUGAUAAAUUGCCAAAAUUCGAAGGGAAUAAAGUAUGGAGGUUACAAUCACUAAAAUACGACAAAUCGCAACCGAUUAAACGCCCGCUUAGUCUUGAGUUGAAUGAUGUCACGGAACCUCUGUCAAUAUCUAUAACACCACCCUCCCCAUCCGAUAGUUCGUCCUCCAACGAUAGCGUAAAUUCAAAAGAGAGACAAGAUUUUUUUAAUUUAUUGGAAAACUUGCAUGAUUCUGAAGUUGAAUUUUGCAAAAGCUUAAAACUCGUUAAUAGUGUUUACCGUGAAUCACUACAUCAAAAUAAACAACUCUAUAACAAAUUGAUUAAGGACUGUUCCACUGAUGAAUUACUCCUCUUCGGGAAUAUUGACACCAUUUGCUCUAUUAGUGAAAUAUUCGUGACAUCCUUACGCAAUAUUCUGAAGUUGAAUAAUAUAGAUGAUUGGGAUAUUUCUGAAGAAAACUUUAGUGGUAAAGGUUCCAAAAUUAUAUACGAACCAAAGAAAAAUGUCAAUAUUGCAUCUAUCUUUGAACAACAUUUGUUUAGAUGUAGUUCUACAUACAUGAGCUAUGCUGCAGGACAUUGCAAACAAAUGAAGCUAUACGACGAGCUUACAAUCAAUAAAAGAUUUCAGGAGUGGUAUGAAAGUUGUAUGAAGAGAGCUCAUUUUCGUACAUUAAGAGAUCUAUUGAAAUACCCACUUAUUAGAGUUAACACAUGGCUCUCGAUUAUCGAUGAAAUAAUCAAAUUAAUUCCUUCUAUUUUAAACGCUGAUGAGUGUGAUGAAAUGUGCAAAAUUAGGGACAAGUAUGUUCUAUUUCAAAAGAAACUCACAAUUGAAAUUAAUGACUAUGGCUCUAAUCCUGAUUUUGAUUUUACAUUAACUCCAAGUGAAAUAAUCCAAAAUUAUGACAACCUUGGUGAGAGUAAUUGUGAAGAUCAAUUAGAUGUAUCUAAGGAUAUAGAUCCUGUAAAUAAUAAUGCCAGAUUUACAACAUCAUCUAGCUAUUAUUCUGAACGUCCGUACUCCGAGACAAGUUGCCAAUCAAGCUCAAACUCUAUAAGUGAACGAAAUUACACAGAAGAGACUACGAUUCCUCCCGAAACUCAAAAUAGUUUAUUAGAUUACAUCAUUGUCUUUAAAAAGAUGCACCGUAAACUUCAGAACUUGAAUUUUUUCAUUUCGAGAUCAGACCUGUUUACAAUUCUAGAUGCAAAUUUAAAGACCAUGUCAAAUUGGGAAAACAUGAUAAACUUUGAAAAAGAUGGCUGUCAAUUAUUCCCAUUUAGCGAAUUAAAGUUAUACGAUUUACGCAAAUAUAAACAAAAUAUUAUUCAUAUGAAGGAACAAAUUACCGUCUUACGCCUAACAGAUCUAGAACUCGGUGUUUUGAAUCCUCUAAAUACUAUCCUCAAAAACUGUGGUGCGAUAAAAGUACAACUUCGUGACCUAAAGGUUUUAGAAAAGGACUAUGUUGUUUAUUUAAAGGAAAAGAAGAAAAACGUUCACGAUAUAAAAAGAAAUGUUAUUGGGAAACAUUAUGAAGCGCUACAAUUAAGUUUGAAGAAAGAAUUACCUAUAUUCAUUAACCUCGCACAGAAGAUUCUCACUAUAUGUCUUAGUCGUUAUAACAAAAUUAUGAUUGACUAUUUCAAAAUUCUCUCAGGAGGUGAGACACUGCUCAAAGAAGAUAGAGAGCAUCGUGGACCUACAUAUGAUCCAAAUGUAUCAUCGAAUCUUGAUUUACUACAAGCGUAUUCAAUCUCAAGGUCGCAUGUGAAACGACUAAUAUACACCAAUUGGCCCUAUGAAGGACAACCAAUAAAUAGUAAGAUUGUAAGAACUUUGUUUGAGUUCUGA
This is a messenger RNA of Maudiozyma saulgeensis, 1959 nucleotides long. The record is from the annotation of a GenBank genome assembly. NCBI's taxonomy places the organism in Eukaryota, Fungi, Ascomycota, Saccharomycetes, Saccharomycetales, Saccharomycetaceae.